Molecule: messenger RNA, 4303 nt
Organism: Penaeus indicus
Lineage: Eukaryota; Metazoa; Arthropoda; Malacostraca; Decapoda; Penaeidae
Exons: 12
Coding region: 268-1857 (529 amino acids)
Source: RefSeq, a predicted model, not a curated record
GCCCGAAGACACGGACGCAGGCUCUGCUCUCGCCACCGCCUCGCCUCUCGGUCGCUCGUUCUCUCGUGUGGAAUUCGUUCGUUUUCCUUCGUAUUCUGUGAUUGCGAGAGGCCCCUUAGACAGUGCGGUGCUUGUUUGUGCUUGGUGACAGUCGCGGAGUGCCUGUGAUUGCUCGCUGGAGCUGCUGAUGCCGAGAUUGCAAGGACAUCAAGGCAGGCGAUCAAGAUAACAGCAUACAGUUCGUGGAGGAGUUCUAAGACGCUGAAGAUGUUGUCUCGCGAACACUCACGCAUUUCAGCAACCGUCAUCCUCGUGCUUCUAGUGACAGCCUGCGGAUCGGAGCAGUCUGAGAGAAGCCGACGAAGCCCAAAGACCUCGCUGUCAAAUAAGUUUAUUGGCGUGACCAGCAAGUGUUCCCGCGGUACCCUAACGGUGGACGUGAGAACACAGGACCCUUUCUUUGGGUCUGUGUACGCCCGCGGUUACCCUGGGCGUUGCAAGGUGUCGGGCGAAGGCGGCUCCACCACGUCGCUGAUCGUCUCCGCCCAAAAGUGUGGCGUCAAAGUCAUUGAAGAUGAGCUCGGCGACCACACGUACGAGCUGCUCGUGUACAUCCAGUUCGACAAGUGGGUACAGCAGGUCAUUGACGAGCAGGUCCACGUCCGAUGCAGGCUGGAACGAGAGGCAGGGGAGCUGAAGGCCGUGGCGCAGAUGAACGUCGUCAGCCAAGACCCCAAAAUAAACGAAGACGAAGACGAAGACAAAAUCAACGACUCCGCCACGGCCGUCAGCAGCAGAGGCAACAGCAGAAGUAACAGCAGAAGUAACAGCAGGAGCAACAGCAGGAGUAGCAGUGACAGCGGCGAGAGACCCAAGCUCCCCCAGCUCGUGACCCUAAGGAAUAAGGUGUCCUCGAGGAGCAGAGCGCAGGACGGACUAGCGGCGGAGUGGGAGCCGUUGCCCCUCCCGGCCGAGCUCCUGCAGUGGAAGAACAGCCGCCCCGAAGGCAACUCCGAACCGAUUUCCUGCUGGAUGGACAUCGUCAGGGGAGACUCACUCAAUGGAAAACCAGUCAUGGACCACUUACUCGUAGGCGACGAUACCACCAUGGUCUUAAAGAUACGCCAGAGCAAGGGCCUCGACACUCGAAUCACAUCGUGUGUAGCGCAUGACGGGUCGGGCGAGCAGUCACAGGAACUCAUCGACGAACACGGGUGCGCGGUGGACGACGCCAUCAUGCCGCCGCUGAGGAUCAAGAGCAACCCUAAGACAGGGGUCAAGGUUGCACACUCAUCGUUCAAAGCCUUCAAGUUCCCCGAUCGUGACAAUCUGCAUCUCCGUUGCACCGUGCUUGUGUGCCUCGGCUCUUGCAACCUGCCAGUGUGCGGCCGGACCUCGAACCGCGUGGGGCGUCGCAUGAGUGGCACGGGACAAGGCUCCAUACAGCCGGUGGAGGAUCUGCAGGAACUCUUCUCGGAUAUCUCGCAGCUGCGCGAGCGAGGCAACGACCGCGCUCUGACCGGCCGCGUGCUGGACAAGGUGGAGGUGUUCAACGCCGUCGAGGUCCGAGCUCCGGGCAUCGAGAGCCAGCCGGACCUCGUGAAGCAGUACCGCAUCGACCGGGAGAAGGUGGAGGCCAUCGACUUCUUCAGCGAAGAAAACAUGUUCUGCGUGACGCCCUACAAGAUGGUCCUCGCCUUCGGGGUCCUGCUGGCGAUCAUGCUGCUGGCGCUCCUGUUCGCCCUCUACUCCUGCGUCAGGGCCAGGGUGCUCAAGACUCCCAUAAGGGCGCCGCCUCCGAUCGAAUCCCACAGACACUCGCCCGUAGCUGCUCCUUAUUACAGAUUCGCGCACUGAGGAUUGUAGAUAGUGUGGCAGGAAGGAGGUUUAUUAUUAUUAUUAUUAUUAUCAUUAUUAUUACUAUUGCCAUUAAUUCGUUAACCGUCAUUAUCAUUAUGAAAUAUGAGAAAUCAGUUAAAUCUAUUUUCGGUUUUUCGUGUUUUCAUAAUAUAUACGAAGGUUUUAUGUACAUACGAACUCAUGAGUACCCAUGAGUAAAGACUCUUUGUUGAGUCAAUAAGGACUUUUAUGCACUGUUGUCCAAGACGAUGGUAAAUUCUGUAUUUUUUAUUUCCUCUUUAAGGAAGUGUUGAAUGUCUGUUGAUAUCCAUUUCACGUUUUUAAGUAGCUGUUAGAAAAACUGUAUUUUUAGUGUUGGUUGUAUCAUAGUGAGAAUACUGUUACUCUGACGGGCAUUAAUAUUCCAAUGAGUAUGGUGGUUAAUACUAAUUUUGUCAACAGAAAGACUAAGGAAAGGUAAAGGCGUUGAAGUGUUGCAGGACAGUGCAAUAAGAGAAAAAUUGUUGAUUGUGUUAUUUGAUAUUUUGUAAUUUGCAUAUUUUCCUCCAUAAGUGAUUAAAUGUGUUUCCUCAUAAGGUAAUUGAAACUAAUAUAAAGAGCAUACAUUUUUUUCUAUCUCAAUCUAUUCAUAUAUAUAUCUCUUUGUCUCUCUAUUAAUCUCUCUCUCUCUCUCUCUCUCUCUCUCUCUCUCUCUCUCUCUCUCUCUCUCUCUCUCUCUCUCUCUCUCUCUCUCUCUCUAUCUAUCUAUCUAUCUCUCUAUCUAUCUAUCUAUCUAUAUAUCCAUCCAUCCAGCUAUUUAUAUCUGUCUAUCUUUCUAUCUAUUUCUCUUACUGCCGCUUUUGCUUGCAUAUGAAUUGUUGCUGCAAUUAGGGUCAAAGGUCACGCAUCUUGUGAGGAUUCAACGUCUGCAACCUUUUAAAAAUGUCAUUUAACUUUCGCUCAUUCCAAAGAAUUUAUGUUAAAAAAAUAAUAACCUUAUGGAUAUGAUUUCGCUAUCGGUUAUUACAGAUUUUGUUUGAAUUUUAUUUAUUUAUUGAAUAAGGCUUUUUAUGUUCUAACUGAUUAGACCUUAGAAUAUAUUAAUCUGUUAUGCUGAUUACUCCUAAUUGCAAUUUUUCUUUCUAAAGUCAUAUGUGCUGAGAUUUCGAAAGCAGAACCUCCCAGAAAACUGAAUCCCGCUUUUGGAACAAUAUUUUACAACGGAAAAAAAACAUAUGUAUUUAUUUAUGUAUGUAUUUACUGUAUGAUUCUAAGACAAUAAGCUACCGGAGAGAGGGAGAAAUCGUCUAAACGUAGGUGGUGGUUGCUGUAGAUUUUCAAUGAAAGACGUGUAUAAUGUAGGACGGACACACAAACACAUGGCUACUGCAGACGGGGCGUUCAUCACUGGCUUUGAUGCACAAUCGUAUCAAGAAGGCGGGGAUUUUUCCCUGCUCUCUUAAAAAAAGUCACCGAGAGAGAGAGACUGUGUGAGUGAAUGAGUGAGUAAGUGAGUGAGAGAGAGAGGAAUUGUAUUCAUCAUUUUUAAGAGAGUUGUGUCAAUUUUCCCUUUAAAAAUGUUUUAACUCUUCUGCAGUAGCCUUGUUGUACAAAAAAACUUGGUCUUCCUUCGUCCCAUCUCCGUUGCUGUGCAUCUUUCACAAUAGUGAUGAUAUAUUGCAGUGUAUAAACUCUCCUUCAAAACACAUAACACUGAGUAUUCGUCCCAUUCUUUUACUGCAACGUCCUCACUUCCCUUCACCAAAUGAGGCUCCAAAACACGCCUGAAACGUGUUUAUGUAAGAAGUGUUUAAAUGCUCAGCGAAGAGUACAGUGUCCAGAGGGGGCUGAGGGAACACCAAGAAGCACAAAGGGGAUAAACGAAUAUCUCCAUCUCUUCGGUAAAAAAAAAAAUAGGAUUAAUGAGUGAAUUAACUGAUUGAAUAGAAAAAUAGUUAGAUAAGAAAUAUAUGAAUUGAACGAAUAAAUAAAAUGCUUGAAGGGGUCCGUAUUAUUGUCUGAUAAUACGCUGAUUCUGUGUUUAUAUCAUAAUUUUGUUUUAAUCAUGUUGAUGUGUUUAUUCCAUGUUGUGAAUGAUAAUUCGCUUGUUAUCAUGCUGAUUAUAUUUUAAAUCAAAGGAAAUUCAAGUUUGGAGAAAAGGAUGGUUUAGAUUAUCCUUAUGAAGCCACGGAUUGUGAUUAUAAAUCAGUUUCGUUUCAUGUAUGGUUAAUUAAUGAUUUUAUAUUGAAUUAUUUAAUAUAUUUUGAUUUCCGUGUAGUCAUUGUCAUUUCAUAAUUCAUCAUCAUUCAUAUUGUAUGUUUCAUAUCAUUUCAUAAUUUAUAUUGUAUUUUUACUAUUUUUACACUGUUUGACAGGUUGAAGAUAUGCACGACCUUCCUUAUUGUGAAAUGUGUAUGUCGUAUGUAUUUUGUAAAACAGUAUUUCAAUAAAAGUGCUUACCAUG